GCCCCAUCAUCGGUCUCUGUUCUUUUCUCUUUACCUUCUCCUUUACGCUCAAUGUACUCCUCUACUGCAAAGCAGCCUACUCUUAAGUCUUAACUCUCAUCCACCCGCCAUCAAAUCUUUCCUCUCUCUACCCACCAUUUUCAAAUCAUCAAAGCUUUUCUCUCUCUCUCUCUCUCUCUCUCUCUCUCUCUAGGGUUUCCCUGAUGUUCUUGCUUCCUUCCCAGGUUCCGAAGAUCUAAUUGACCCCCCUCUCCAACACCAUGCCGAGGCAUAACCAUGGCGUCCAGGGUCUGAUCCCCGGAUCCUGCAAAACCAGGAAGAGAGGUUGUUCCUCUUCUUCGUCGUCUUCCUCUGUGCUGCAGAACUACAGGUUCAAAAGGGCCAUUCUCAUCGGCAAGCCUCGAGGCGGAUCGAGAUCCUCCACGCCGGCGCCGUCCUGGAGGCUAGUGGGCUCGAGAUCCCCGGCGUCCGCAUUGCGGAUCGCGGAGUCACCCAAGUACGCGCCGUCGCCGCUGAACUCGAAGCCACGGGGGCCGCCGGUGUCUGCGAGGAAGCUGGCGGCGACGCUGUGGGAGAUGAACGAGAUUCCGUCGCCGAGGGUUGUGGAGGAGAAGAGGGUGAGAAAGGAGGUAAAAGCGAGAGAAAGGGCCCCGAGGUCGGUGCAUUCGGGUUCGCUCCCGCCGCAUUUGUCCGAUCCGUCGCAUAGCCCCGUAUCGGAUAGAAUGGAUCGAUCUGGAACGGGUAGUCGCCGGAGAAGAGCAUUAUCCAUUUCUCAGAGGCUGAUGCUGACAGACCAGAAUGUUGGGGUUCUUGACUCCGUAAGCAAUGCCAGUUUUAUGGAGAUUGAAACUAGAUCUCGAGGCCAGACACCCAGGGGAUCCACAGUUGGAGUAAAGACCCGGUUGAAGGAUGUCAGUAAUGCAUUGACCACAUCUAAAGAGUUACUUAAAAUUAUCAACCGCAUUUGGGGUCACGAAGAUCAGCCUUCAUCGAGCAUGUCCCUUAUCUCAGCCUUACAUGCUGAACUUGAGAGAGCCCGCCUGCAGGUCAAUCAGCUGAUCCAAGAACAGCGCUCAGACCAGAAUGAGAUCAAUUAUCUCAUGAAGUGUUUUGCUGAAGAAAAGGCAGCAUGGAAAAACAAGGAGCAUGAAGUGAUUGAGGCUGCCAUCGAAUCCAUUGGAGGAGAGCUUGAGGUAGAGAGGAAGCUGAGGAGACGGUUUGAGAGCUUGAAUAAAAAAAUUGGGAGAGAAUUGGCAGAGACAAAGUCAUCCCUCUCGAAGGCUGUUAAAGAACUUGAGAAUGAGAAGAGAUCAAGGGAGAUAAUGGAGCAAGUUUGCAAUGAUUUAGCUGGGGAUAUUGGAGAAAACAAAGCUGAAGUGGAAGAACUGAAGAGAGAAUCUGCCAAAAUUCGCGACGAUGUUGAGAAGGAAAGAGAGAUGCUCCAAUUGGCCGAUGUGUUGCGUGAGGAGAAGGUUCAAAUGAAACUCGCAGAGGCCAAAUAUAACUUUGAGGAGAAAAAUGCUGCUGUUGACAAACUGAGGAAUGAUCUUGAAGCUUUCAUGAGAACCAAAAGAGCAAAAGAAAAAGCAGUUGCUUCAAUUAAUCAUGGGAACAAUGGAGAGCUUGUGGCCUGUUUUGGUCGAACUCGCUUUGGCUAUCAUUGGAAUGAUGAAAAAGAAGAUGGAGAGAUGGAAGAUGGAGUAGAAUGUGAUAUAGACUCUGCUGAAAGUGAUCUCCACUCAAUAGAAUUGAACAUGGACAAUAAUAAUAGCAAGAGCUACAAAUGGACUCGGAUGUCUGGGUCUAUGCGUGAUUCAAGGAAAGUUCCGAUUGAUGAAAUAGAAAUCAAAGGGAGGAAGUCUACUUCUGGGAAAGUAUCACGGAGAAGCACUUCUCUACAAAGGAGCAUUUCAGAUGGAGUUGAAUGGGGUGGCCAAGCUGAGAGUCUCCGAACUUCAGGAGAUGGGUGGGAUUGUGAGAGGUUUUCUGAAGUUGAGAAGCAAGCUCAAAUAAAAGUUCAUGGGGAUGAAAUGCAAAGAUAUAGAUCAGCGAAGGGUCUUAGGGACCAAGUUUUGUCUAGGUUAGGAUCUGCUGGUUUUUUCGCUAGUCCAACCCGACAAUGGGGGCAAUCGUUGCCUCAACGAGAUACCAUCAACAUGAUUCAGGAGAGUCCAACAAUGUUGCAAGGCAGUGGUUUGAAACCAAGGCUAGUGGAGGCUAAAGGUGAAGGCCCUAUAGCAAGAAGAUCAAAACGUUGAGAGCUGUGCGCAGACCAAUGGAUGCCUUUCUGUGAUCCAGAGAGCUUGUUUUGCAAUGACAGCUGAUGAAUGCGGUAAUUGGUUUGAAAAUGAGCGAGAACUCAAGUAGUUUGGAAUGUGGGAAGCUGCACUAUAGUUGAUUACUGUUCUGCUUGCUAUCCCUGGAAACUUUUUGCAGUAGCUGCUGUAUAAUUUAUUUUGAUCUGUCAUCAACUUGUAGGGACGUUUGGGUUUUACAGGUUUUUUGUAUAAAACCUUGCUAAUCAAGAGAACUUUCUCCUGUACAGAUUUCCUACAUAUGACUUGGGAAAGAACAAAUAUUCUUAUUUAGCAUUUGAAGCUUAA
Messenger RNA from Malania oleifera, 2603 nucleotides. RefSeq lists its product as uncharacterized. The transcript has 3 exons. Lineage: Eukaryota; Viridiplantae; Streptophyta; Magnoliopsida; Santalales; Ximeniaceae. The coding region runs from base 261 to 2258 and encodes 665 amino acids. The record is from RefSeq and is a predicted model, not a curated record.